This is a messenger RNA of Girardinichthys multiradiatus, 2951 nucleotides long. It is a transcript of the gene lpar3, whose product is annotated as lysophosphatidic acid receptor 3. Bases 209 to 1279 code for a protein of 356 amino acids. Gene Ontology annotation, cellular component: membrane. Gene Ontology annotation, biological process: G protein-coupled receptor signaling pathway. Gene Ontology annotation, molecular function: lysophosphatidic acid receptor activity. NCBI's taxonomy places the organism in Eukaryota, Metazoa, Chordata, Actinopteri, Cyprinodontiformes, Goodeidae. The record is from RefSeq and is a predicted model, not a curated record. The transcript has 3 exons.
GGUGGUUCACGCACCCUGCGUCGGCGGGCUAAAGACUCCGGCUCCUCUGCCAAGACGAGGCUCGCUGCUGUCACUUCUCUCUGUAUGCAGCUGCUGGGAACAGCUCUGGGGCAAUGCUUAAUAACACGGGACGGGAGGUUUCGCAACAUUUAGUCUACUAACGCAACUACCUGGAAUAUCUCGGUCCUCCCACAGAUCCACCUAUAAAAUGGCUCAGGAGAACUCCAGCUGUCAUUAUAAUGAGACCAUGCAGUUCUUCUACAACAAAUCUGGCCAGAGACACAGUUUGGACAAAUCCCUGCUUACACUGGUGCAGGUGGUUGGCUCCAUCUUCUGCAUCUUCAUUCUAGUUGCUAACUGUAUGGUCAUUGCUGCUGUAAUCACCAAUAAGAGGUUUCACUACCCUUUCUACUAUCUUCUAGCCAACCUUGCUGCCUCGGACUUCCUGGCAGGCAUAGCGUAUGUGUACCUCAUGUUUAACACAGGUGAUGUGUCACCAACACUUACUAUUAGUGAGUACUUUUUACGACAAGGACUUCUGGAUAUCAGUCUCUCUGCGUCUCUGGCUAAUCUACUCGUUAUAGCUCUGGAACGCUAUAUUUCUGUAAUGAGCUGGAAAGUCCACAGCAACCUGACCAAGAGGAGGGUGACCUUGUUGAUCAUUUUGGUAUGGAGCAUCUCUGUCUUCAUGGGGGCGGUGCCCAGCAUGGGCUGGAACUGCAUCUGUAACCUAGACAGCUGCUCCCAGAUGGCUCCCAUCUUUAGCAGGAGCUACCUGGUCUUCUGGUCAGUUUCAAACAUGGUUAUUUUUGUUGCCAUGGUGGCAAUCUACAUGAGGAUCUACACCUAUGUCAAGAGGAAGACAACAAUGCUCAUGUCACACACUUCCAGUUCUAUCAACCGCAAAAGGACGCCUAUCAAGCUCAUCAAGACAGUCAUGGUUGUGCUCGGAGCCUUUUUGAUCUGCUGGACCCCAGGUCUUAUGGUCAUGCUCUUGGAUGGCGUGAACUGUAGGACGUGUGAUGUCAAGAAACUGAAGAGUUUGAUGCUGCUACUGGCUGUUGCCAACUCAGUCAUGAACCCGUGCAUAUACUCCUACAAGGACAAGGAGAUGUGGACAACGUUCAAGAACCUCAUGCGCUGCAUCGGCGAUGGGACGCGGCGGCAGCGGUCGACGCGCGCCAAUGCCAGGCCCCUGAACUCUGAUCAGGAUCCAGGCACUAGUCCGCCAGCCUCAGAUGAAAUGAAAACUGAUGAUAAUCAAUCACUCGAUUCAUGAAACACCAUUUUAUGGUAAAUUAUGCAGAACUACUGUCCCAGUCGGAGUGGGCACACACAAACACGUGAAGACUGAGCUGACUUGGAUGAGCCUUCGGACAGUUUAUCUCUAGCAGUCCUCAGUGGAUUGUUUUCCACAGAUUGAAAGAGUUUUCUUGAAGAGACACUGCAGGCCAUCUGCUCAGAUCAAAAGAGAUAAGAUAACUUUAUGCACUACUAAAUUCCUCAAUGCUUUAAAGAUAUCCGGUUUUACUAGGAUUUCAUCCAUUUGGGCACAUUACUCCCAUUCUUGUGUAAUGGGAGAUUCCCAUUCCAGUUUCAUCUUGUUUUCUUUCAGUGUCAUCAGAUUCCUCUGACUCAUUGUAAGUGAGGGUAAUGCUGUGCUCCAGUGACCGAUGAAAAAGUACAUUUAUACACUUUGAACCCUCGAAGGGUAAAAGUUGUACAAAGCAGGACUUCACUUUGUUCUUAUUAUACAUUUGUUUAUAUUUGUUUUAAAUUUCCUUUUUCUACUGCAUAUGUAGUUUAAAAAAUACAUAAAAGAGGAUUUUGAAUUAAAUUAUGUUUGGGCAGGACAGCAUUAAAAAUUAUUUGUGUAAAAUUACUGUAAACUGCUGUAAAGUAACUGUACUUGAAGAUACUGUAAGAAGUCAUUUUUGUUAUACCUCUUGAUCAGAUGUAUAUCUUUCAUACCCUUCUGUCUCAUCUUUUUUGAUUACUUAUGGAAAGAGAAGUUCUCUCGUAUCCCUCUUAAAAAGCCUAAUGAAGAUAAACAUGCUUUUCUAUAGCAUUUUCUGAAAUCUACUUCAGCUCUCUGCAGCACACUGGAUUCUGUUAGAGAUCCAGCUUAUGAUAUGUGCUUCGGACAUUAAGGAGGAUAGAACAGUGACUCCCUCCCCACACAGACAACUGCAUGAACUCCUGCCCGACUACAUCGCUAAUUCAUGAGCAGAGUUUAACUGAAUUUUUGUUAGAUCUAGUAUUUAUGCCUGAGCUGCCUGAAAGGACCCUUCAUCAUCAAAGCUAUUUGACUCUUAUCUUGGAGUUUAGCUUUUAUAAGACUGCUCAGUAGAAAGAUUCAAAGCUCUAAACGGAGAUGACGCAUGCUCGUGUACUCAUGACUGUUGGACCUGUCAGAUCAUAAACAAUCACCACUCUUAAAUAACUUUUCUGCUUGUUCCUUUAAAACCUUUCACUUUGAAAUGUGCUUCAUUUGUAUAAAGGAUUUCAUGUGGAAGCAGAGAGAAACCUCCUCUCCUCCAUGAUUUUAUAUCUUGUAGAAAGAAUUAUUAGCUGUGUUGCAGUAAGGACACAUCCAACAAUAUUCAGGACAUGGCACCUAAGGACCUAAAUGGUAGACGUUAUUUUCUUUAUUGUCUACUUUACCUAAAAUGAGGAUAAUAGUUAGCUUAAUGAACAUUGGGUGCUAUUUAAAAACAAAUCACAUUUUUGAUUGAGAGAGUAGAUCAUGAAACAAGAUUUAACUUCUGUGUUAAUGUCAACUUUUAAUGCAUUUCAUAGACUGCUGUUUUGAAACCACAGUGGUUUGCCUUGGUUUAUAUUAAAACACAGAUUGAAGACUUUUACAAUUUCUCACAUAUAUAUGUCUAGAUCUUUUAUAUAUAGACUGAGAGAUUUUGCCGAUCAAUAAAUUGCUUCACAUUCCACCAGUA